This is a messenger RNA of Hibiscus syriacus, 1472 nucleotides long. Its product is annotated as nicotinamide adenine dinucleotide transporter 1, chloroplastic-like. Gene Ontology annotation, molecular function: NAD transmembrane transporter activity. The coding region runs from base 288 to 1364 and encodes 358 amino acids. The transcript is spliced from 9 exons. The record is from RefSeq and is a predicted model, not a curated record. Gene Ontology annotation, biological process: NAD transmembrane transport. Lineage: Eukaryota; Viridiplantae; Streptophyta; Magnoliopsida; Malvales; Malvaceae.
UACUAUUCGUUCCUGAUUAUUAGAACAAACGAUAACAAAACAAAAGUCACCUAUUCAACUUCAAUUCCAUCUUUUUUGCCAAAGACUCCUUCAAAGAAUAAAGGUGAAAGUUUUAGUCGCGUUCUUAGCCCUUCAAACAAGCCAAAACCCAGAAAAUUUUCAGAAAUAGAGGGAGAGUUUUUUCAGGCAGAUGCUAUAUAUACAGAUCUUUGAUGGGUUUUUGCCAUAGAUGCUUUUUGUUUUUCUUUUUAAGUUGUCUAUGAGAAUCUUUUUUAAGGCUUUUGAAGAUGAGUAGUGGUGGAGGUGGCCAAUCUUCUUUUUCUCAAAGUAUAUGUAUCCGAGAAAUUAUAUGCAACGGGGGCGCUGGUGCUGCAGCAGGUGCAAUUGCAGCCACCUUUGUGUGCCCUUUAGAUGUAAUCAAGACAAGGUUACAAGUGCAUGGACUCCCUCAAACUUCACAAUCUGGUGUUAGAGGCAGUGUCAUUAUAACAAGUCUACAAAAUAUAAUAAGAAAUGAAGGUUUGAAGGGUUUGUAUCGUGGACUUUCACCAACAAUAAUUGCUCUACUUCCAAACUGGGCGGUGUAUUUUACAAUUUAUGAGCAACUAAAAGGCCUAGUCACUUCACAUGAUGAUAACAGUGGGCAGCUCACAAUUGGGGCGAAUAUGGUAGCUGCUGCUGGUGCUGGGGCUGCCACAGCCAUCACAACAAAUCCACUAUGGGUUGUAAAGACAAGACUCCAAACGCAAGGAAUGAGGACAGGUGUGGUUCCCUAUACAGGUGUACUUUCUGCUUUAAGAAGAAUUGUACAUGAGGAAGGCUUUCGAGGGCUGUAUAGUGGAGUUUUGCCAUCUUUGGCUGGGAUUAGUCAUGUUGCGAUCCAGUUUCCAGCAUAUGAAAAGAUCAAAUCAUAUAUGGCAAAAAAGGGAGAUACAAUGGUUGACCAUCUAAAUCCUACUGAUGUUGCAAUUGCCUCAUCAAUAUCAAAAGUGCUGGCCUCUAUUAUGACUUACCCACAUGAGGUUGUUCGAUCGAGGCUGCAAGAGCAAGGGCAGGUGAGGAACACUCAGGUGCAGUACGCAGGGGUGGUUGAUUGCAUUAGAAAGGUAUUCCAGAAGGAAGGUGUUUCAGGCUUUUACCGUGGCUGUGCAACUAAUCUCCUGAGAACAACACCAUCAGCUGUCAUCACAUUUACCAGUUACGAGAUGAUUCACAGAUUUCUGAACCAGGGUUUACCUCAGGGAACUAAGAACUCAGAGGUGGACCCUAGGUAUGAUGGCCAUGUCAAAUCCUGGCCUAAUAAUAGAGGAAGUGUGGAAGACAAUAAAUUAUCGCAAACUCAGUCAAAUAAGAUUACACCAUAAAAUCCCAGUAGAUGCUUUGUUAGGGAUCAAACAAGAGCCUGGUAAGUGUGUACUAAGAUUUUGUUGGAGAAAUUUUUUCAUAAAUGUAACUGAACUUAUGUACUCAAA